This is a messenger RNA of Microcebus murinus (gray mouse lemur), 2403 nucleotides long. Lineage: Eukaryota; Metazoa; Chordata; Mammalia; Primates; Cheirogaleidae. The record is from RefSeq and is a predicted model, not a curated record.
GGCUCGGGUCCGCGCAGCAACGUGCGCGCGCACGCGCGGGAGGGAGGGGGAAGACGGAAGCGGAAGUCGGGGGCGCGCCAGCUCGGAGCGAGGUAGCGCCCGUGGCGUCGGGUCCUGGUCCGAGGUGGCCAUGGGGCGAGGCAGCGGCACCUUCGAGCGUCUCCUAGACAAAGCAACCAGCCAGCUUCUGCUGGAGACAGACUGGGAGUCCAUCCUGCAGAUCUGCGACCUGAUCCGCCAGGGGGACACGCAAGCAAAAUAUGCUGUGAAUUCUAUCAAGAAGAAAGUCAACGACAAGAACCCACACGUGGCCUUGUAUGCUCUGGAGGUCAUGGAGUCUGUGGUGAAGAACUGUGGCCAGACAGUCCAUGACGAGGUGGCCAACAAACAGACCAUGGAGGAGCUGAAGGAGCUCCUGAAGAGACAAGUGGAAGUAAAUGUCCGGAACAAGAUCCUGUACCUGAUCCAGGCCUGGGCUCAUGCCUUCCGGAACGAGCCCAAGUACAAGGUGGUCCAGGACACCUACCAGAUCAUGAAGGUGGAGGGACACGUCUUUCCGGAGUUCAAGGAAAGUGACGCCAUGUUUGCUGCUGAGAGAGCCCCGGACUGGGUGGAUGCCGAGGAAUGCCACCGCUGCAGGGUGCAGUUUGGGGUGGUGACCCGCAAGCACCACUGCCGGGCGUGUGGGCAGAUCUUCUGCGGGAAGUGCUCCUCCAAGUACUCCACCAUCCCCAAGUUCGGCAUCGAGAAGGAGGUGCGCGUGUGCGAGCCCUGCUACGAGCAGCUGAACAAGAAAGCGGAAGGGAAGGCCACCUCCACCAGCGAGCUGCCCCCGGAGUACCUGACCAGCCCCCUGUCUCAGCAGUCCCAGCUGCCCCCCAAGAGGGACGAGACGGCUCUGCAGGAGGAGGAGGAGCUGCAGCUGGCCCUGGCCCUGUCGCAGUCAGAGGCCGAGGAGAAGGAGAGGCUGAGACAGAAGUCAACGUACCCCGUGUACCCCAAGGCAGACCCCACGCCCACAGCCUCGUCAGCGCCGCCCGCCAGCAGCCUGUACUCGUCCCCCGUGAACUCGUCAGCACCUCUGGCUGAGGACAUCGACCCCGAGCUCGCGAGGUACCUGAACCGCAACUACUGGGAGAAGAAGCAGGAGGAGGCGCGGAAGAGCCCCACGCCGUCUGCGCCUGUGCCCCUGACGGAGCCAGCUGCGCAGCCCUCGGAGGGGCACGCAGCCCCCGCCAGCAUGGUGGAGACACCCCUUCCGGAGGCCGACUCUCAGCCCGUGGCUCCCACCGGGGGUCCCUACAAUGAGCAGCAGUACCAGAAUGGAGAGUCGGAGGAGAGCCACGAGCAGUUCCUGAAGGCCUUGCAGAACGCCGUCACCACCUUCGUCAACCGCAUGAAGAGCAACCACAUGCGGGGGCGCAGCAUCACCAACGACUCGGCUGUGCUCUCGCUGUUCCAGUCCAUCAACGGCAUGCACCCGCAGCUGCUGGAGCUGCUCAACCAGCUGGACGAGCGCAGGCUGCACUACGAGGGUCUGCAGGACAAGCUGGCGCAGAUCCGAGACGCCCGGGGGGCACUGAGCGCCCUGCGCGAAGAGCACCGGGAGAAGCUCCGCCGUGCAGCCGAGGAGGCUGAGCGCCAGCGCCAGAUCCAGCUGGCCCAGAAGCUGGAGAUCAUGCGGCAGAAGAAGCAGGAGUACCUGGAGGUGCAGAGGCAGCUGGCCAUCCAGCGCCUGCAGGAGCAGGAGAAGGAGCGGCAGCUGCGGCUGGAGCAGCAGAAGCAGACCGUGCAGAUGCGCGCCCAGAUGCCCGCCUUCCCCCUGCCCUACGCCCAGCUCCAGGCCAUGCCUGCAGCCGGGGGUGUGCUCUACCAGCCCUCCGGCCCCGCCAGCUUCCCCGGCACCUUCAGCCCGGCCGGCUCAGUGGAGGGCUCCCCCAUGCACGGCGUGUACAUGAGCCAGCCUGCCCCCGCCACUGGCGCCUACCCCAGCAUGCCCGCCACCGCAGCAGAUCCCAGCAUGGUGAGUGCCUACAUGUACCCAGCAGGGGCUGCUGGGGCGCAGGCAGCCCCCCAGGCCCAGGCCGGGCCCACCGCCAGCCCCGCCUACUCAUCCUACCAGCCCACUCCCACACCGGGCUACCAGAACGUGGCCUCCCAGGCCCCGCAGAGCCUCCCAGCCAUCUCACAGCCUCCGCAGUCUGGCACCAUGGGCUACAUGGGGAGCCAGUCAGUCUCCAUGGGCUACCAGCCUUAUAACAUGCAGAAUCUCAUGACCACCCUCCCGAGCCAGGACGCACCCCUGCCGCCCCCGCAGCCCUACGUCCCAGGGCAGCAGCCCGUGUAUCAGCAGGUGAGCCGUCUGUGUGCCCCACCAUGGCACUGACUGAGCAGCCUCAGGCC